Toxoplasma gondii ME49 is the source of this 2561-nucleotide messenger RNA. RefSeq lists its product as hypothetical. The record is from RefSeq and is a predicted model, not a curated record. Bases 895 to 2181 code for a protein of 428 amino acids. The transcript has a single exon. Lineage: Eukaryota; Apicomplexa; Conoidasida; Eucoccidiorida; Sarcocystidae.
GUGAACGUGAGGGAUCUGCUUGUGUUUUGCAACAUCGCAAUACGCCAAGUCUGAGAGCACUACGGAUUUGGGUGGCCACACGUGCAAUCUGAAAGUCAGGAGCCGGCACGGCCCCCAGGUCACCCGAGCCCGAACAAGUUGACAGGCUUUUUUCUGUUUCCCCUUUAUUUGCGUUUUGUCAGCCCGGUAAACUCUUCCUGGUGUUUUAGUGGUUUCGCGCCUUCAAAUCAAAGGUCUUUUCCUUCGAUACUGCCAUGGCUGCCACGCCGCCACACCGGUGGGGAGUCGCCGCCCGGCAUCUACAGACAUUCCUUCCAUCGACAAAGGCAGCGAUCCGCCUAAAAGCAGUCUCAGUGUGAACAUUGUGACUGUUUGGCUUCGGUUUUCGUGGCGAUCGCGGUUUUUUGCCUGACUAUGCCACUAGAAUAUGGCUGAGAAGAGGCGGCCCUACGGUGUGACGGUCCAAGCUCUCCGUCGGGGAGACGCAGCUUCCUCCUGUAUCAAUAACCAAUUCAUCUGGCGAGUCACUAAUUGUUUCCUUCCGCGAGUAUCAUCACUGGAACCCGCAGACUGGUGAAUACCUGCGCCGCCUCAGGGUUUCUCUGCGUCGUGUCGGCGGUCGCAAACGUAAGAGGCCGUGGAACACUGCCGCGGCUGUUAAGGACUACGGGUUCGUUUUCUGUUCUGUUACCCCACUUUGUUUGUUGUGGAAGUUCAUUUUCCUUCCCUAGACAUCUCGGUCUGUUCCGAUCCAGUUUGAGUGCCUCUGUGCGCGAGCGAUGAACUCCUGAAAAGUUCGCCUGCGCUCCCGCUGCAGUCGUCUCCGCCCCGUUCACUAAAGAGAGGAGAAGCAGCGGCUGUUCCAAAAGACAAGCGACCUUUUAUGGCGGUGAAAUGCGUCCUUUCUGGUGCUGUGUGAAAACGUGUUUCGUCCACAAAAUGGGUGCGCCGGAUCCGCGUGCUGGGUCGUGCCGACCCGCCCUAAGAGCCACUGUUUUUCCCGAGCAGUGCACUGGAGGUGCGACCUCUGUUCUUUCUCGUAGCGGUUUGCCAAGCUUUCCCCUCCGUGCGUCCUCGCGACCCUCGACUCGGAGCCAAAUACUCCGUUCGUCUGCUCCGUUCUCGACCUCUUCCCUUUGCAUGCUCCUGCUGCUUCUAGGAUUUUCGGUUCUGCGGGACGCCUGUCUCUGCGCCGCGACCGGCGGCGAGCUCACUGCCACGCAGGAGGUCGACUCAUUCUUUGACGAAGGAAAAGCCACGUUGUUUCCACUCAGCCCCAUUGCGUCCUCUUGGUUCACCACGGUUGACGAGGAGGUGAGUUCAGACGAUAUCGACGGCGGGUUCGCGCGCGCCAUGCAUGCGAGAACCGGCCUUGGUCGCUUGGAAACGGAGCCAAAGAAACGAGUGGCUCGAGGCGCAAGCGUGGAAAGCAACAACGGGAAAAAGACGGCGGUGGGUGUCGAAGCCGCCGCGCGGCUGUGGGAAACGGCCAAGGCGUCCAACAUGCUCUUUGCCCCUUCCGCAAGCGAGCUCGCGUCGCCCGCGAACACGAUUGAGUACAGCGAGGGGAUUGAAAGCGCAGGUGCGGAAGGAACGGACGAGAGCGCCGCCAGAAGAGGUCAAGACGUGCCGCUUAUUACCCCGGCAGCGAGAGGGAUCGGCAAACAAAUUUCGCCGGCUGUCGCGGGUCUCACGGGAGUCGCAGUUGAGGCGCAAGCAGAUGUGCAGACUCCGCUAGUGGACCUGAAUGCCACACUCCACCGAAGCCAACGAAUUCAUGCGAACGUCGCUGAAAUGAAUGCGGGUGCCGAAACUGCGGCGACAGCGGAGUUACUGCACAAAGGAAGCCAGACCGAAGGUGCAGACCUGAAUCCGCACCUCGCGCGCCAGCUCCGGAAGAGUCUGUUGCAGCAGAGACGGCAGGCGCGCAAAUUCAAGGAAAUGUCAGUGGAGUCGACGCUGAGGGUGCGUCUGUCGAACCGUCGCUCGGCAAUGCCCACCACGAGAUUGUUCAGAGCCUUGGAGUGGGGUUCGCAGUUCCUGGUCGUCUUUGCAGCCCUUCUGCUAUACAUCGUAUACACAAAAGUGAUGGCACGCAGACGGUCUGACGCCCUUUUUGCCGAGCAGAUAGAGAAGUUUCAGGAGCGUGGACGAGAUCUGGCGAAAGUCGAUCACGAAUAACGAUUUCAAACCAAGACGUGAUUUUGUUUAAGCAGUGCAGUCUGCAUUAAGUGCGAGCCGGUUGGCUCUGCAUCCCGAGGAGACUGGUUCGCUAAGUCGAAGACUUGCUGUUCGUGGUAUCAGGAGUAGCCUCGCGUCUGCCAGGUGUUUCUCUGUGGCGGACGCAGUUUUGUGGACAAGCAGCUGGAGUGUACGUACACUGAGCGCAAGUCACUGGGAGGCUCGGGAAUUGCAAAUGUGGACAGGCUGUGGAAUGGCGGUACCCAUAAAAGCGGAACGAAAAAGAAAUACGAACUCGAGAGGAGCCCCUCGUCCUAGUGCAUUUCUUGCCAGGCUAGAAUGGGGUUUACCCUUUGGUCUGGCUACUGAAGGUCUUUCAC